Penicillium cinerascens is the source of this 1083-nucleotide messenger RNA. Its product is annotated as aldo/keto reductase. The annotation marks the transcript as partial. NCBI's taxonomy places the organism in Eukaryota, Fungi, Ascomycota, Eurotiomycetes, Eurotiales, Aspergillaceae. The record is from RefSeq and is a predicted model, not a curated record. The transcript is spliced from 4 exons.
AUGGACAGUCUCACUCUUCGACCUGAGGCCCAAAAUGGCGCCAUGGAAUACACUCGACUUGGGCGAUCUGGCCUCAAAAUCUCCAAAGUGGUUCUAGGUGCCAUGUCUUUUGGCAGUGAUGACUGGAUGAUUCCCGAGGAAAAAGCACUGCCAGUUAUCAAGCAUGCUUUCGACAACGGCAUGAACACAUGGGACACCGCUGACAUCUACUCUUUCGGCGAGUCGGAGCGCAUCAUAGCCAAGGCUUUGAAAACAUACAACAUCCCCCGCGAACGAGUCGUGAUCCUGUCGAAAUGCUACGGUGGGGUCCCUAACCCAGGUGAUUUGGACGGAAUGUCAGAUCAAGAGAAAUUAGCCCAGAUGGCUGUCAAUGACGGUGUCAUGGUGAAUCGCAUUGGACUAUCGCGCAAGCAUAUCUUCGACGCGGUAAAUGCUAGUAUUGAAAGACUCGGCACGUAUUUGGAUGUUCUCCAGAUCCAUCGCCUUGAUCGCGAUACUCCUCGUGAGGAGAUUAUGAGGGCACUCAAUGAUCUUGUUGACUCCGGGAAAGUACGCUAUCUCGGCGCAAGCUCGAUGUUUGCUUGGGAGUUCCAGGCUUUAAACAACAUUGCGGAGAAGAAUGGGUGGCAUAAGUUCAUCAGCAUGCAGGACUACUAUUCUCUCCUACACCGCGAGGAGGAGCGUGAAAUGCACCCAUAUUGUCGCGAUGCCGGUGUUGGCCUUAUUCCAUGGUCACCUUUGGCACGUGGUCUACUAACACGGCCAUUCAAAGUCGACAAAGCGCAAAAGUCUGUACGUGAAGCUUCUGAUGUUUACUCACAGAUGCUGAUCGGUGCGACUACGGAGGUUGAUAUUUCUAUCAUUAACCGCGUGGAAGAAUUGGCCAAGAAGAAGGGUUGCAGCAUGGCGCAGAUCGGACUGGUAUGGUGUCUGAAGAAAGGGGUCAAUCCUAUCGUUGGAUUGUCUAGCACUACUAGAGUGGAUGAGGCUGUGCAGUCCGUGAAACUGUUCAAGGAUGGGGUGCUCUCCGACGGAGAUGUCCAGUAUCUGGAUGAGUUGUACGUCCCGAAGGCUGCUUUGACG